AAUGUUAUAGUUCAUUCGUUCCGAAUUAAUGUCGUUCGAUGCUGAUCAACACAAACACGAACGUUAUCAAUUGCAUUUUGGCUCACUAGUCCUAUGAAACGGUAACUUCGUGUUGAGAAGCGUUCUAUUUUUCCCAUCUUGCGUUUGGAGCCAUGAACGCAUCACCGGCCAUCCUGCCUCCGAGGGCAACAUCAACUUUGAGAAUGCUAAGCUAAACUGCGUGAGAUGACCUCACUUUAGUUGCCUUCACCUUCAGGCGUUGACCUUAACGCUCCUCUUCCACUCGAACCCGACCGGAACGCUGAGAUACACCGGGUGCGUUGUUCGUCUUCAUUUUACAAGCUUCUCUGGAAUCACAUACAGAUGUCAUGGCUUUUUCACGGGCAGCCAAUGGCGCUGGUGGAGAUCCGCGAAUACCGCGAGGGCGACGGCCCGGCGGUGCGGGAACUCUUCACUUUAGGCAUGAGCGAGCACGUGCCGACGUCCUUCGUGCACGUCCUGAAGCAACCGCUGAGCCAGAUGCUUCUGGUGUGCACCUUUUGCGCCCUCAUGGCCAGCUCCAAGUCCUUCUUGCUGCCCAUCCUUGCUGUCACACUGCUGCUGGCCGCUGCCCGCCAGCUGCUGGUCCACAAGUUCAACGGCUACAUUGAUGCGUGCUGUGGUGCCGACCUGGCCCACAUCGGUGACACCUACAUGUCGCCUCCCGACGCCUGUUUCUGGGUGGCCGAGUGCGAGGGUCGCCUUGUGGGCACCGUGUCCUGCUUGCCUAACCCCAGCUACCCGGACUGCCUGGAGCUCAAGCGCAUGUCAGUGCGGCGCGGAUACCGUCGUACCGGCGUUGCCAAAAAACUGUGCCGGACAGUAGCGGAGUUCACGCGAGCCAGGGGCUACGCCGGCGUGGUCCUGGUCACUUCGGUGGUCCAGACGGAUGCGCAAAAGCUAUACGAAGGCCUGGGCUACAGCAAGGUGCGGGAGUUUGUGGAGGCCGACAUUGCUGCCAAGCUCAUGAACUUCUCACUCUUUGAGUACAGAUUGGACCUCGUCCAAAAGUGAGUCUCUUAGUUGGGACAAAACAGGUUUUGUUUAGCAUAAACGGGACCAUGCACCAAUUUUCUUUUGGAUUAAAAAAACAAAAAAAACAAAAAUUGAUGUCUUUUCAUCAGCUUUAUCUUCUGGUCCAAAAUGCAGCACAACAAAACUGCAAAUUGAAAAAAAGUCACAUUUGGAUGGAAAGUUUUUUCAUUUUGGUGCUCUUACAGUGUAUCCCAAAAAUGAGUAGUGAGUACACCCCUCGCAUAUCUGCAGAUGUUUAAGUUAGGGCUGUCAAACCAUUAAAAUUUUUAAUCGAGUUAAUUACAGCUUUAAAAUUAAUCAUAAUUAAUUGCAAUUCAAACCAUCUAUAAAAUAUGCCAUAUUUUUCAGUAAAUUAUUGUUGGAAUGGAAAGAUAAGACACAAGAUGGAUAUAUACAUUCAACAUAUGGUAUAUAAGUACUGUAUUUGUUGAUUAUAACAAUAAAUCAACAAGAUGGCAUUAACAUUAUUAACAUUCUGUUAAAGCGAUCCAUGGAUAGAAAGACUUGUAGUUCUUAAAAGAUAAAUGUUAGUACAAGUUAUAGAAAUUUUAUAUUAAAACCCCUCUUAAUGUUUUCGUUUUAAUAAAAUUUGUUAAAUUUUCAAUCAAAAAAUAAACUAGUAGCCCGCCAUUGUUGAUGUCAAUCAUUACACAAUGCUCAUGGGUGCUGAAGCCUAUAAAAUUAGUCGCAUCCAAGCGCCAGCAGAGGACGACAAAACUGCAUAAAACACAAGCAACAAAGUGACAUUGCACUGCGCUGUCAUUUUAAUCUGUUUGAGCGGGGCAUGUGUGUUAAUUGCAUCAAAUAUUUUAACGUGAUUAAUUUAAAAAAUUAAUUACCCCCCGUUAACGCGAUAAUUUUGACAGCCCUAAUUUAAGUAUAUCUUUUCAUGGGACAACACUGACAAAAUGACACAACACUGACAAAAUGACACUUUGACACAAUGAUAAGUAAUCUGUGUGCAGUUUAUAUAAUAGUGUUCAUUUAUUUUC
Molecule: messenger RNA, 2066 nt
Organism: Corythoichthys intestinalis (scribbled pipefish)
Lineage: Eukaryota; Metazoa; Chordata; Actinopteri; Syngnathiformes; Syngnathidae
Gene: nat8
Product: N-acetyltransferase 8
Exons: 2
Coding region: 364-1053 (229 amino acids)
Molecular function (GO): N-acetyltransferase activity
Source: RefSeq, a predicted model, not a curated record